AUGUAUAUAAAGAUGGCCACGUUAGCAAACGGACAAGCAGACAAUUCCAGCCUCAGUAGCACCCACACUAACCCCAACCCCAACGGGCACAUGAACGGAUUAAACCACAGUCCGGGGAACUCCGCCACCAUUCCCAUGAAGGAUCACGAUGCGAUCAAGCUCUUCGUCGGGCAGAUCCCUCGCAACCUGGACGAGAAGGACCUCAAGCCGCUUUUCGAAGAGUUCGGGAAAAUAUACGAACUGACGGUGCUGAAGGACCGCUUCACCGGCAUGCACAAAGGUUGUGCCUUCUUAACGUACUGUGAAAGGGAAUCUGCUCUUAAAGCUCAGAGUGCAUUGCACGAACAGAAGACAUUGCCAGGG
This is a messenger RNA of Protobothrops mucrosquamatus (brown spotted pit viper), 363 nucleotides long. RefSeq names its product CUGBP Elav-like family member 4. The annotation marks the transcript as partial. Gene Ontology annotation, molecular function: RNA binding. NCBI's taxonomy places the organism in Eukaryota, Metazoa, Chordata, Lepidosauria, Squamata, Viperidae. The transcript has 2 exons. The record is from RefSeq and is a predicted model, not a curated record.